Iphiclides podalirius (scarce swallowtail) is the source of this 714-nucleotide messenger RNA. Lineage: Eukaryota; Metazoa; Arthropoda; Insecta; Lepidoptera; Papilionidae. The record is from the annotation of a GenBank genome assembly.
AUGUUCACAAAAGUGUUCCUCCUUACAAUCACUCUAGUCUUACUAGGCCAAGUAAAGGGCGAUAUGGGUAUGAAAUACGCAAUGAAAAUAUACGAGGACUGCCAAAAUGCGGAUGGUUUGAUAUCCUGCUUGAAGAAGAAGGCCAUAUUGUUCUUCGAUCGAGCGGCUAGAAUGCAAUCCAUACCGGUGUUCGACGGUGUCGACAUUGUUAAGGCCUCAGAACCAGAAGUGCCACCUAUUAGUGAAAAUCAAAUAGACGCCAAUCUGCAAAGAGGGUUGGGAAGUAAGGAAGAUACACUGACCGCCAUGCUAUGGGACAAAGUUGCAUCCUUUGCCAAUUCCAGAAUGGUCCAAUUUUCCUUACCGAAGAUGUCCGGUCAGGAGUUAAACAGAGGUGUUGAGGAAGGGCGAGGCAAGAUGAAGAAGAUGAUGGGGAUGAUGAUGGUGGGAGGCGCGAUGAAACUGGCUGCGAUGAUACCACUCGCCAUAGCCGGGCUGUUCGUGCUAGCUGGAAAAGCUUUGAUAGUAUCAAAGAUCGCCCUCCUUCUUGCUGGUAUCAUCGCCAUCAAGAAGAUAAUAUCGCAAAAGAGCAGCGGCGGUGGCCACGAAAGCCAUGGCUGGUCUUCCGGCGGUGGCAGCGGGGGCAGCGGCGGCUGGGACAGGAGAUCUCACAACGACGUAUCUGACUUAGCGUAUUCGGCUUACAAGAGCGAC